AUGAGUAACGUCGGCUCAAUAAAUAGGGAUCCAGAUGAACCGAUUAAAGAGAAACAAAAGUUCAAAGAAACCGUUGAGAAUCAAAACAUAAGCAAAAAUUCCAGUUGGCUCUUGGACUUUUCGGGUUAUCCGCCGAAAUUUAUCACUUCCUCUCGAAUAUCAGUCCAACAAUUAUUGGAAUCAUGGCCAAAUCCUGCUAAAAAAUCCCAAGCAGACACGAUAAACAGCGCGUCCACAAUAUGCUACCUUUACAAUCCGCAAAAAAAUAACGAAUUACACGUGAUACGUGAUUUUCUGCCAGAUCUUGUCGCGUCUUUGCACAAACGUCACGCUUUAGGUUCUGCAAGCUUUAAAGCCACCCCUGAAAAGCCGGGUGAUUACAUUUGCGUCGAUCCAACAGAAAGAAAUCGAAGAUAUGUAGUGGAUUGA
This is a messenger RNA of Ambispora leptoticha, 429 nucleotides long. NCBI's taxonomy places the organism in Eukaryota, Fungi, Glomeromycota, Glomeromycetes, Archaeosporales, Ambisporaceae. The record is from the annotation of a GenBank genome assembly.